GAACCUACCAAUGGGAACCAGCUUUGGCCAAUGAAUGCUAUCUACAGGAACCUGAUCACACUGUUGAGCUGCUAGCCCCGGGCUCUGCAGGCUCCCUUUCCUUGAACCAAGAGCAGCACCAGAUCUUGGGGUGGCUUAGAGUACAGAUGGGCAUUCAAAAGCCUCUGGAGAAAGGCCAAGAGGAAAUGGGGCCAUAGAAACCAGACAGCAGGGGGCUGCCAAUGCUCAGUGUGGACAAAGCAAACACCACGGCUGUGUCUGACCUGCUGUUGAAUGAGACUGACUUCGGAGACCCACUGGGCUUUUGUACUUGGCAGGCCAGCCAUGAGAGGGUACCUCGUGGCCAUCUUCUUGAGUUCCGUCUUCCUCUAUUAUGUGCUACACUGUAUCCUGUGGGGAAUGAAUGGCUAUUGGGUACCACUGGUGGAUAUGAAGAGUAAAACUAUCAAGCCGUGUUCAAAAGCACCAGCUUUCGCAUCUCUGCUGAGGUUUCCUCAGUUUUACCCAUUUCUGUGUGCAUCUGAUUUUGCAAAGAUUGCUUCCGCUUACGGUACCAAUAACUUUGCUCUGCCCUAUGGGAUAAAGGCAUCAGGGGAAUAUUUUCGAGUUGUCCUUUCAAAACUGAAGAGUUGUGAUGUUUUUGAUGAGCCUGACAAUGUGCCCUGUAAGAGGUGUGUGGUGGUUGGUAAUGGAGGAGUAUUGAAGAAUAAGACAUUAGGAGAAAAAAUCGACUCCUAUGACGUAAUAAUAAGAAUGAAUAAUGGUCCUGUUUUAGGACAUGAAGAGGAUGUUGGGAGAAGGACGACCUUCAGGCUUUUUUAUCCAGAGUCUGUCUUUUCAGACCCCACUCACAACGAUCCCAAUACUACAGCGGUUCUCAUCGUCUUUAAACCACAUGAUUUAAGGUGGCUCUUGGAAGUGAUGAUUGGUCGCAACGUCAACACUAAUGGUUUUUGGAAGAAGCCAGCCUUAAACUUGAUCUAUAAAAGCCACCAAAUCAGAAUAUUAGAUCCAUACAUUAUCAGAGAAGCAGCUUAUCAGCUGCUUCAUUUUCCCACAGUGUUUCCCAAAGGUCAGAAACCCAAACACCCUACGACAGGAAUUAUUGCCAUCACACUUGCAUUUCACAUAUGCAGUGAAAUUCACCUCGCUGGUUUUAAGUACAGCUUUUACAACCCAAAUAGUCCUUUACACUACUAUGGAAAUGCCACUAUGUCUUUGAUGAGUAAGAAUGCAUAUCACAAUGUGACAGCAGAACAGCUCUUUUUAAAGACCAUUAUAGAGAAAAAUAUGGUAAUCAACUUGACUCAAGAUUGACCAUACAGACUCAAAAGAUGACGCUAAACAGUAUUAGUUUUAUUUUUGUACUGCAAAUUUUAGUUUAUUUUUAAAUAUGUUGGAUGAACUCAUCAAAUAAUUAUGUGUAUUAAGUCUGUUGCUGCCUGGUGAUUUAUAACCACCAGCUUAAUUUCUGUGAAUCUAUUUAUGAAAUACAAAAAAACCCUUUUAGUUAAGAUAUCAGGGAAAUAUGUAAAGUUUUGACUGUGUUGUUUUUAAAACAAGCUACUGUUUUGAGAUGUUUUAAAAUUCCUUCUCGUAGUUCCUUCAUCUUAAGAGUUCUAGGCACUUUAGCUAAUGUCUCCAGUUCUGACACUCACGUGUCAUUCUGAGACAAUUAUUUGUUAUGAUUUGUUAUUCCUGGCAUAUGACUGGGGGCCAGGGGCAGAAAAUUAGAACCACUUGUGGAGAAGUCCAUGGUGUGUUCAUAGUCGUUUAAUUAAGUUCCCCAUGCAAUUAGUUAAGCCAGUAAUAGCCUGCAGUGUUCAGGAGUCAACCAGAGCCUUUCCUGUACAUGCCAGACAAGCACUCUCACCUUGAUGAGCGUUCUGAGAUUUUUUGGGGAGCAGGGAGCGGGUUCUUACUGUGAGCCUAGGCUGGCCUUGAACUUGGAUCUCUUGCCUCACCCUCCCAAGUUCUGGGAUUACAACUCUGUGCCACCACGUAUGAUGCACAGCAUCAUUUUUUAAAUGAAAAAAGAGCAUUUUUUUUUUUUAAGGCAAGGUUUAUAUAAACUCUGGGUGGCCUAAAAACCACAGUGCAGUCCAGAGUGGCCUUCAACUCAGAGAUGGGCCUAUCUCUGCCUCCAGAGUGCUGGGAUUAAAGGAAUGUCAGUUUAAAAAAAGCAAAGCCAGAUCACUAAUGAGGAAAUUCAGUAUUUUCCCAGUUUAACGUAUUCAUUAACUCUUAAAUGUUUAUUUGAAGCAAAUUAGAAAAGUAAAACAAUGAAAGUAAAGCCUUAAGAUUCCUGAUGACUAUUUAUUUCUACGGUAAAAAAAAGUUGGUAUUUCCUAUGACUAAAUUUAGCCUUCACUGAAACAUUUACUGGGCCUCUUCAGGUACACGAGAGGAAAGUCUGUUGAAAUACAAACAAAAGCUAGCUCUGUGAAGCAGUCUCCCUUUCCAACUGUUGAGACAUACAACCGAAGGCUCCCGGGGGUAGGAUGGGAGGAGAAAAGAACAGUAGAGGUGAUGAGGAUGGAUUCAAAUCCUGUUGGAAAUCUGAACUGAAUGAAGAAUCGCUGUCCUUUGAACAGUAA
This is a messenger RNA of Peromyscus leucopus (white-footed mouse), 2597 nucleotides long. It is a transcript of the gene St3gal6, whose product is annotated as ST3 beta-galactoside alpha-2,3-sialyltransferase 6. Gene Ontology annotation, biological process: glycolipid biosynthetic process. NCBI's taxonomy places the organism in Eukaryota, Metazoa, Chordata, Mammalia, Rodentia, Cricetidae. The record is from RefSeq and is a predicted model, not a curated record. Bases 274 to 1317 code for a protein of 347 amino acids. The transcript is spliced from 10 exons. Gene Ontology annotation, molecular function: beta-galactoside alpha-2,3-sialyltransferase activity.